Lymnaea stagnalis (great pond snail) is the source of this 8803-nucleotide messenger RNA. The record is from the annotation of a GenBank genome assembly. Lineage: Eukaryota; Metazoa; Mollusca; Gastropoda; Lymnaeidae.
GUGUGGAAUAAAAUAACAUGUUAUUUCUUCCCCAUAAUCUUAGAAUAUGGACUAUAAUUGAUUUUUUCGGAUUGAAUAAAUAUGACUUCAAUGAAAUGUGUCAUACCAGGGGUCAAUCUCAGAGGUUAACAUGUGGUUCAAAUAUUUAAUUAAUAAAGUUUAUCUUAGUUGUCUAUUAGUUGUUCACUGAAAUUCAGUCUCACUGAGUGUUUACAAGGACUGUUCAGUUCAUCAGUUCUUGGCAACUUGCACUUGACUUUUAGUUUUAGUCUUGGGUCUUGGCAGCUGGCUUGAAAAAUAAAUAAAUUAUUUAUCUACUACAUCUAAGCCUACAAGUAGUAUUACUUUUUUAAGUUUAAGUAAAUAAAAUUAAUAUUAAUGUUUAAAAACGUAAUUAGUAAACUUAUAAUUUUAAGAACUAGGACUAGGGACUUUUUAUAAAUUAUUAAAAUGAAAAGCCUAGUAGUCUUAAUCUUAAUACCCUGCUGCCUAGUGAGUGAGAAUUAAGUUUCAAGUCAAUAAAGUUGAUUUGAAUGUCACCCUUGUGUAAGUCAAAGUGUUCGGCUGUUGGGCAGUAAAUAUUAGACUAUUAAUAAUAAGUCAAGGCGGCUGUUUCAGAUUGAGCGGCCCACGACGACUUUGUUUUGGAUUCACUCCCCUUAUUUUUUCUUAUUUUUUGUUAAAAGGGUACAUUUUAGGAAUUAAAAUUUUAUUGGUUGAUUAAUUAUAAUUUCUAAAUUUAUAUUAGUUGACAGUUAGACAUGAAUAUCAUGAGUCAAGUCAGUAGUGAUUAGUGGAAAACGCCACAAGACUAAUAACAUAAGUAUAAGAUCAUCUUGAAUAAGACUUGAAUUGGUACUUUCCCAAUUUAGCCUAUAGACUAUAGGGCACUCCUUAGAACGGCGGUCCUAAAUUAAAAACACAAUAUUAUUCGAGAUCUUCAUCAGGCUCUUCAUCAUCAUCUGUCCUCUCCUGGAAAAAACUAAGAAAAAAGAAAAAGAAAAGAAAAAUGUAAGAGAAACAAAAGUUAUCUCUGUUGAAUUGCUGUUUUAUAUUUUAUAUUAGACGGUGUUCAGCAAGCCACACUAACUAAAGCAUACAGUAGUGCCUUCUGCAUUGUGUCAUAAGUUUGUAGAAUGUUUCCUGACAAAACAUUAUUUGAAAUAUGAACCGGUGCUUGAGAUCUGCCGGCCAUGGUUUUAUUUUAUAUUAUUACAAGCACUAAUUAGUCUGCAAACAAAAUUUGAAAUAAAUAAUUACGUCACAAAAUAUCAGCGGCUAUUAGCCGGACACUUUCUAACGAAAAGUAUUCUCUUUUUAAUUUGGGACCGCCGUUCUGAGGAGUGCCAACUAUAGUAUAGGCAUAGGACACUUGACUGUUAGAUGCAGUCUGUAGUCACUGUAAAGUCAAGUGAGUAUUAGUUUUGACAAUUUUUUGAGUCAGCAGUUUACUGAGUUACUGAGUAGACUAAGUCUAAAUCUAAGACAUUAUUAUCUAGGUCUAAUUCUAUGUAAAGUGUCAGUAGUCUACUGAGCCUAUGGUCAGUAUAGGAGUCUAAAAAGUCCUAAUUUUUACUAUGAAUAAUAAUUCAGAACUACUAGGCAAGUAAGUUUUUAAAAUUUAAACAUAGACAUGGGUUCGUAAGAACGUCUUCCUCCAUUAUUCUCAACCUGGUCGAGUCUGUGACAGUGGAUGCUUUAAAAAUAGGUUUAAGGGAAAUUUUAAAAAAAAGUAUUAGAAGCUAAUUAUAACAAUGGUUAUUGAUAAUAAACACAAAGGACCAAUGCAUUGUUGACAGAAACUGUCUACUUAUGUUUCUUUUGCAAAAGUUUUCAGUUCUUUAUGAGCUAUCUCUAAAACUAAAAGUCUUUAGUUGCCAUGAGUUGCAGUCUGCACAAAUAAUGCAGAGGCAAUGAUUGGAAGAGAAACUAAAACCCUGAACAUGACAAUGUUGACAUAAAUCCCUGUUUGAUCAGCCUGUGAAAGUUAUUAGUUUCAUCAAUGCAGGCACUUCCUUUCGUUGUGUGCAUCUUUGAAAAAUUACAUUAUUAAUCUAGAACACAAUCUUCUUAUUUACACAUUUGGAAGAUCCGUGGGUCUCCAGAGGAAAUUUUUGCCAUAUAUUAUAAAUUGGGGAGAUCAUCUGCAAGGAAUAAAAACAAAAAUUUGACUGAUAACUUCUUGGCCACUGUGCCUGCUUACUUGGCCAACUAUUGAAAAAAAAGUAAAUUGGUCUAUGCACAGGAAACAAACACAUUUAAUUAAGUCCCAAUGACAAAAUAGCAGCUUUCAUGAGGGCAUCUGAAUAAUAUGGCCUAGCAAAACAACUUUGAAAUAUUUUAAGAUGUUAACAAAUUGAUGAACCAUAUUUUUUAGCUCUGAAUAUUAUCAAUAGGUUAUUAUUAAUUAUUAAUGACAAAGAUCUACCAAUAAUGGCAUUAAACAAGUCAUGAAAUUAACCAUUAACAAAAAAAACUGUAGAUGUUGCACACAAAAAAGUCAAGUUAAAUGACAUUUUGGGUUAGAUUACAUGUGUCACAUGAAGGACUUACUUUGCAAGUGGUCUAUGAGUCCAAAAAGGUUGAGAACCACUGAGGUCCCUGAAACUCCAUGUCUAUUCUAAAAAAAAAAAUUAAAUAAUUUUGAUGAAGCUACAAAGUUACACUCUAACAGAUUAGUGUAGAUACAUUCAUCUUCAUGUUUUGUUCAUACAAUAAUUUUAUUUCAGUUUUUGGGAGGGCCAUACAGUCACUUUCAAAAAUUGGAGAUGAGUUGUAUUUUGAGCCUUUGGAAGAUGGUGUGAGUUGCACAAGUUUUUUCUUUACUGUUAAUAAAUAGUUAAUUAUUAAUGCCUAUCAUGUUAACUUAAUAGCAUACUACACAAUUUUGCCUUUCGUUAACUUUGUUUUCAUAAACUAAUUAAUUAUGUUCACAUUAACAGCUCUAUCUGAGAUCUGUCAAUUCGUGCAGAUCAGCAUAUGCCUGCUUCCAGUUCUCCCCCAGUUUUUUUCUGAAUUAUAUCAAUGGAUCUGUAGGAGGUGGUGAAGAUUUAGAUGAAGAGCCUCUGCGCUGCAAGGUUGGGAUGAAGGUGAGGACAGCACAAAGUUCUUCUUCUUACCUAAUUUUAAUCAUGGCUAAAUGGAGUUCAUGACACAUAACUUAGGCUUUUGUUUGUCAAGAUUUCAUUUUGGUCACUUAAAAAAACCUCUAUGUUCUCUGUAAUUUUAAACUUAUAUGUGAAAAUAAAAGCAUGCUGCUAAUAAAACAUUUCAGUUUAAAUGAUAAGAAAAUUGAAAACUUUAGACAAAUGAUUCAUAAGCUCAUUUCUUCUCCCCCCCUCCACCCAAGUCUAUAAUGACUGUCUUCAGAUCCCUGGCCACCAUAGACAAAAUGGUGGAGAAAUGUUGCAUAUCACUCAACAUGUCUGAAGCAAGAUUGGUAUUUCAAAUGUACUGCAGGCAUGGUAAGUGAUCUUUCAAGAUUGCCCUUGUGCCAAAUUACUUUGAUUUAAAAUAAGAAUUCAUUUUCCAUGGUGACACAUAUAAAGUGAGCUAUUAACACACUAAUCUUUUUUGUGCUUUACAAAAAAAAUGGAGCAUUAAAUGAAUACAUAUUGCAAAAACUUUGAUCUCAUCUUUGAAUCUUGCAAUAUAUAUCUGAUACCAUUAUCACUAACACAGAAGAUUGUAAAUUUACAAUUAGGCAUUGUCAAGACCCACAACCUUGCUUUCAUUGAGUGUGAGACACUUCAGGCUGUUUUCUCAAAAGACAUGUGCCCUAACAAGUUUACGUCUCCUCCAAAGUAAAGCCUUGAUUUUUCUUUUUUAGGUUGUUAUUUAAAAUGAUAAUAACAUGGUCUGAAUUUCUUACUGAUAAUUCCAAUAUGAGAAAUAGGCAUCUCAUUAUUUUAAAACUUUUAGCUGCAAUAUUAAGGUAGACUUAACUUCAGACAAGAAAACAAUGAAUUGUCAAGUCAACCCUUUCUUUGGUUUGAUUUUUUCCCUCUGAGUAUAAUGGGUUCAUACUUUUAUUUGUGUUAUUAAAAACUUUUUUCCUUUUUUUUAACUUACAGACUCCUUUGCGAUGCUGUGCUCAACUUUCAGAACACACAAGAAGAAAUAACUUUAAUUGUUAGGCCAGAUUUUGUAGCUUUGAAAAAUUAUGUGGAGGAUGAACCAGGUAAGAACGUUCCCCUACCCUAUCUGGAAAGAUAUUUCUUUUUAGUUUGUGUUUGUAUCACACUUUCAUCAUAUCUUUAUUUAAGUUUCCAUCAUAAUUUAAAGAACAAAGAAUUACAAGCAUCAAAGAUGGCCUACAUUUAUAAAACAAAAAUAAUAAUGCUUACUCAAAGUAGGUUUUUAAUAAUUCAAUUUUAAGAAUUUUAAGUUAAAAAUUAAAGUACUUAAAAUUAAAAAUUCUCCGGGGAUGUGCAUCUGAAAUAUUAAACAUAUGCAAGUAAACUGCUACAACAUCAGCAGAUAAAAAACGUUGAAUAUGUUUUAGUUGAAUGGAGAGAUAAAGUAAUUACAAUAUAUUUUCAUACCCAUGCCUGAAACAGAUCCCAAAAAAGUAAUGCACACAGAAUUCACCCUUUCACCCAAUGAAUUUGAGAACUAUCAGAUUGGAGUGGAUACGGAUGUAACCUUCUGCCUAAAAGAGUUGAGGGUAAGUUUCAUCCAGUUCUAGGGCUGUUCAUUUAAUCAGUUAAAGUACACCUUCUAUGAAGACUGUGCAUUUAUCAAGUUGUUGUGUUUGUUUUGAUGGAGGCUAAUAUGAUGUUUGUUUCCAUGGAGGGCAAUAUGCUCUUCAUUUAUUUAAAAAAAAAAAUUUCCUGAUGGUAUUAUUUGUAAGUAUUAUUUAAGAGAAUUCAUGGGUAAGUAAAAGAAAUACAAAGUCACUAAAGUUUAGGCUAGGUAUCAGGAUUCUGUCAAAGUUCUCUUGAUUUUGUUUGUAAAUUAUCAUCUUUCUACUUAUAGCAAAUGUUCAAAAUGAAACUGUUGACUUCUUGUUGGAUAUGGUAAAAAUUGUAGAAAAAAAAGUAGAACUGAUCAAACUUCAAACUUUGUAUUGCAAGUCAUCUUUAAAAAAAGAUUGUUUAAAUUUUAUAUAAUGAACUGCUUCUACACGCAGGCAAUCUUGGCUUUUGCAGACAUAACUGGACUGCCAAUCACACUGCAGUUUGAAGGAGCUGGAAAGUAUUGAAAUCCUUAAGAAAAUCGAUCACUAGUAAAGCAUGAACAGUCACAACUGGAACACAUUUUGAGCAUUUCAAGUAUUUAAAUCUUGAAAUGAGAAAAUGUUAAAAGAAAUUGUUAUUUUGCCUUUAUACAUUAUAUAAAAGUUAAUAAAAUCUGAACUGCAAUAUUUUAUACUGCAGUUAUAGUACUUAUUAUGUCAUUGAACUCACAAAAAUAAAUCAUAAGGAAUGAAAAAAACAGAUUGUCUGCUCGAGUCUAUGGCUAAUCAUGCUUUUCUAAUUGUUAUGAAAAGAUAUGCAUGUGUGGUAUGUUAACUGAGAAUUUGUUAUAAAAAAAGAUGUACAUGUGUUUGUCAUACAUCAACUGAGUAUUUGUUAGGAAAAGAUAUUCAUGUGUUUGUGGUAUGUGAACUUAGUAACUGUUGACUUACAUUUGGAUAUUCAGAAAAUUAAACACAUGUGAUUUCUUUAGUUGUGCCGCAAAGUUAUAGUAUUUAAUGGCUAAGAAUUGCUAUGACAUAUUUUCAAAGCUUUACCUUAUAAUAUGAAGCCCAAAUAUUUAUAAGUGAGUAAUAAGUUCCACAAACAACAUCUAAACUACUUAUAUUAAACAUAAAAUGUUUUUAAAAAAGUUUUUACUCGAUAAAAAUAUCAAAAGUUAACAUUAACAAAAGUACAAAAAGUUUAGUGGACGCCUGUGACCUUCUAAAAAUUAUUUCCAGGCCAAUCACACUCUCCAUCAAUAGUGACCUUUCCUUUGAAGCCAAUUUUGUUCUGGCCACACUGGCAGAUGAUGAACCUUCUCAGAUGCAACAUUAUACUCAAACAAAGUCUAACUACCCAUCCCAGUAAGUUAACCUUUGCUGUUGUUUUCUUGAAUGGAGAAAAAUUUUAAAUAUUUUAAACUUUUGUGUUUGGCGUACAACAAUUCAAUUACAGCAUGUGAUAUAACUUUUCCUGAAUAAUUUAGUUCUUUUAAGUUUGAACUGAAGCUGAAAGAUUUAAAACAAAGGGAGAUUGAUGUAUUAUUUAUCUUUUAGUGUAACUAAAGAGAGAGAAAAAUAUUUACCUGAAUGAUAUUUUAAAGAUAUUCGACUUCUUAAGUAUGCCACAGAGACAGAGCAAUUUUUAAAAAUUGUUAUUGUAAAUAUUCUUAUGUCUGGGGUUUCAUAAGAUUUAUAUAUUUUUUUUUUUAAAGCAGCACCACUAGAAAGCAAAGCAAAGUAGAUGGUAGAAACUCGGUAACAAACAGGUAGGGCUUAAUCAUUGAUUUGUCUUGGUGUUUGUGUGUGUGUGUGUGUGGGGCUUUUUCAGCAUUGACACUAUGAAUGGUGAAAAAAGUGCAGCUCUAACAUUUAACAUGGUUUCUUACAUUUAAAAUAUAUUUCAGCCUUAGUUAUUGUUUUUCCAUGUACAAAAAUUGAUUCUAAGUAAACCUCUAAUAAAGGACACAAAACCUACGUGUAAUAAACUAAUGUAAAGCCUUAUUGGAGACAAAACAAAGAAUAAAGGGGAAACUAAGUGAAACUAAAAUUUAACAAAUGCAUUAUAGUCACUAGUUAAUGAGAGAAUAAUUAAAAUUUUUGAGAUAUUCAUUUAAGUAUAUGCACAUUUUAAAAUAUUUUGCUACAGCGUCACAUUAUUGCAAUCUUCCUCGCAACAGCUCUCCCCCUCAAAUGUCUGUCUCUUGUUCCUCAGUAAUCAGUUUGCAUAUUACUGAUAGUGGUUCAAUUUUAUUGGUCAAGUUAAAAUUUACUUUUUUUCAGAAAUACAUCAAACGCCAGUAGGUCUAUUAAUAAAGUUCCUAAGCAAUCAGUACAACCAGAGACGUCAAACGACAUGAAUGACAGCGAUGAUGAUGAUUUAACCAUGGCCAUGAUGGAUGUCACAGCCCCUGAUGAAUCAGUGUCACAUAAUAAUGGCGGACAUCAGUCAUCACAACAUAUUUCUGUGAACAGCAAGAUUCCAGACCACAGAGUCCUUAGUAAUAAAAAUGUUUCCAUGGAAACCAAUGUAGCAAGUGGUGAGAAUGAUGAUGAUGAAGAAUGGGGUAGAGGAAAUGAAGGUGAUAGAAAUAUUCACAAUUAUCCAGCGUUGUCAUUAAAGAAUAAAGCGCCAGAUCGUGGUAAAGAGAGACUCUUAGGGGAUUUGCAUUGUGCACCUAUCGGAAAUAAUCUGAAGGGUGGUGGCCAAAAUCUGUCUCGAAUUGAAAGCACACAAGGAGAGACAAAUGAGAUGCCACAUUCAACAAUGAACAAAUCUAACAAUUUGCAUGAGCCAACCUUAGCAGGAAAAAAAAAGUUGUCUUUAAAGUCUGCAAGUAGUUCUAACAGUGAUGUGAGUCCAGUUAUUUCAUUACAAGAUCAAAAUUUGGUAAGUUAAUACUUUCUCCAUAGUACAUGUUUAAAGUGUAAGCCGAUCUAUUUAAUUUUAACAAAACAAUACUUUUUUUAUUGUGCAAAACUUUUUCAUUUCCUAUAUUUUUGUUGCAAGAAUUUUUUGAAAACAUUUUAUGGUGCUGACUUAAGGUUCUUCUUAUCACUCAUUUUAUUUCAAAGUUUUUCUUUAGAAUUAUAUUUAUUACAAAAUGGGAGUCAUGUCAUCCCCCAUAAAUUUAAAAAAAAAAAUUUGGGUAAAAAAAUGUUUUUUAAAUUUAAUAUUGAAGUAAAUUAAGUAUCUACUCAUAUUGCCAAGCCACCCGAUCUGUAACUAUUUCUUCUUCUGUAGCCUAACAACCAAUCUCUGUUGGAGGAACUAGAGGAAGACGAAGAUGAUAUUCCACCGACACCUCCCAGCAAAAAGGUAACCGGGAUUCAAAAUUUAUUUUCACAACUUCAAAAGCCCCUUUUCUAAUAGUUCAAUUUUGUGUGUAUCAGUUAGAUUUUUAGGUAUUGAUAUCUAUAUUUCAUAAUAGUGUAUAUAACAGUGCAAUAGGUGAUUGUAGUACUUGUAAACAAUUUAGAUUAUAAUUUUUUAGGCAUGUUUCAAAACAAUCCAACCUAAUCCUUCAUUCUUAGCAAUUAGGAUUUCUUGGUGUAUGAAUAAUAGAAUUGACCUUAAAAUAUGUUCUUGCAUAAAGCAAAAAUUCUGUUGUAUACAAUUUCUUGUAUCUUAAGCAAAAAGUUUAUGAAAGUCUAGCUUAACAUUUUUAUUUAUCCCAAGCAUCAUUUUAUAAUUAUCCAAUUUAUGUUUUGAUUCCAGUUUCGUUCUGUAUUUUUUGGCACCCAAUCAAGCACACAACCCUCCCAGUCACAACCGAAAUUUGCAUUGCUGGCGCCAGAUUCAGAUGAAGACAGCUAGUUUAUUUAUUUGUAAUGUGUUUAUAUUAUGCCUGUAAAUGUUAAGUUCUUGUAAUUUACUUACAGUUGCCAGGAUAUGAUUUUGCUAAAAUAUUUGGAGUCAUUGGAGUCACUUUUAAAAUAAUGUAAAAGUUAUUUGCUAUUUAAACAAAAAUUCAUCAUGAGCUUGUGACGAAGAGUCAGAAAUAAUGCUAAAUCCUGUCAGAUGUGUUUUAAUUUGUAUUGGGUAAUUAAUUUCUGAUGAGACUAUUGUAUUUUGUUAAUAAAUUAUAUUUAUGAAAGACUGUACUCAAUAUUUUUAUUUUU